CACACACACACACACACACACACACACACACACACACCUCAGGACACAUUCUAAGCCACAGAGAGGGACACUCACUGCUGCUUAUCACUGGUGGGAUGGAGGGGGGCUAACCGCGUGGACAUUUUCUAUCUUUUAGGCUGGUUUUUUUGUUGUUAUCUGACAGCUGUUUGUGGAAUAAUGAUCAAACAUUCUUGAUGGGACUGGCUGGCAAGUGAAGGGAAGAAGAAGCAAUUCAGGAAAUGCACUGUGGGCAUCGACUGGCAGCAGCCUGAAAGUGAGGUAAAUUUGUUUUUUUUUUUUUGCAGGCGCCCCUUGCUAAGGGGAAACAACAGCACCUAUCAACACCAGCACCACGGCCAUGCAUCCAUCAGGAGAUCCCUAACACCGUUAAGUUCAGCCUGAGACCCCGUCACCUGGGCCCUCUGACGCCCUCAUGACUCCAGGCCGUCUGGCUCACAACUACCCCGUCAACUUCAGGCACUGCAGACCUGGGAGACCCCAGGGUCACCUUUGCCCUUGAUGCAUGGAUCCCGACAGGACUGGGGGCAGAGGAAUGAGGAGGAACAUGUUCCUCUGGUGGAUCUUAUUGCUUUUAUCCCAAGGAUUUGUAUUUCACAACGUCCAAGGGGAACUUCCUUUUAUGGCGGGGAACAACGCUGCCAUGCUGGUCAACUGGAAUGCUGUUGACGGAAACAAGAAGUUGUUCGCCAUCUAUGACACGAGCGUCAACGAACCGGGCAACAUGUCUUUCGUGAAGGAGACGGUGGAUAAACUACUGAAGGGAUAUGAUAUCCGACUGAGGCCGGACUUUGGAGGGGCCCCAGUUGCAGUCGGGAUGAGCAUAGACGUGGCCAGCAUAGACAUGGUGUCAGAAGUCAACAUGGACUACACGUUGACCAUGUAUUUCCAACAGUACUGGAGGGACAAGCGUCUAGCCUACUUAGGAAUCCCUCUCAACUUGACCCUGGAUAACAGGGUUGCUGAUCAGCUCUGGGUCCCCGACACCUACUUCCUCAACGACAAGAAGUCUUUCGUCCACGGAGUCACAGUCAAAAACCGAAUGAUCCGCCUGCAUCCAGAUGGAACGGUUCUCUACGGCCUCAGGAUAACUACAACAGCAGCGUGUAUGAUGGAUCUCAGGAGGUAUCCCCUGGACGAACAGAACUGCACUCUGGAGAUAGAGAGCUAUGGCUACACCACAGACGACAUCGAGUUCUACUGGAAAGGAGGCGAGUCGGCCGUAACGGGGGUGACACGAAUCGAGCUGCCACAGUUCUCCAUUGUCGAUUACAAGUUGGUGUCCAGAAACGUAGUCUUUUCCACAGGUGCCUACCCUCGACUGUCUCUGAGCUUCAAGCUGAAGAGGAACAUUGGCUACUUCAUCCUGCAGACGUACAUGCCAUCGAUCCUGAUUACCAUCCUCUCCUGGGUCUCCUUCUGGAUAAACUAUGAUGCAUCAGCAGCCAGAGUGGCACUAGGGAUCACCACGGUGCUGACAAUGACCACUAUCAACACCCACUUGAGAGAGACGCUGCCCAAGAUCCCCUACGUCAAGGCCAUCGACAUGUAUCUGAUGGGCUGUUUCGUCAUGGUCUUCCUCGCCCUGCUGGAGUACGCCUUCGUCAACUACAUCUUCUUCGGGAGGGGCCCUCAGAUGCAAAAGAAGCUAGCGGAGAAGGCCGAGAAGGCCAACAACGAGAAGGCGGCCAAGUACGACGCUGCAAGGGAGGCAGGUAGUAGGACCGCGUCCCUAAAACGGUCCAAUCAGGUUAAAGGUCUUCGCCACUCACGCUCGGCGGAAACACAUGGCCACGGGAACAUCCUGCUAACCACCCUGGAGAUCCAUAACGAAGUGGCGGGAGGCGAGAUCACCACCAGCGUGGCAGACAUUAGGAACUCUCAGUCCAUGGUGCAGUUGGACAGCACGGCAUCGACGCACAUCCAGUACCGCAAGCAGAGCGGCGGGAUCGGCCCGCGCUCCGCCAGCCGCCACUCCUUGGACCGGGCCGCCCAGAUUAAACGCAGCCGCCUGCGGAGGCGGUCCUCGCAGCUCAAAAUCAAAAUCCCCGACCUGACAGAUGUGAACGCCAUCGACCGCUGGUCACGGAUCAUCUUCCCUUCGGUUUUCUCGCUGUUCAACCUCAUCUACUGGCUCUACUACGUCUGAAUGGUCUGUUUUGUUGAAAUGUGUGUUGUUGUUUGUUUGAUUAUUUUUUCAUUUUGUUCCUUUUUGUUCCUUUUUUUCCUGUUGCUUUUAUACACGAUGGAAUCGGUCAAGUUAAAGACUGCAACACUACAAGACAAAAAAAAAAAAAAGCUGACUGAGAAAAGACUACGGAGUUUUGGACCAAGUUCUCGUCAAAUUGUUUUUAUAUUUGCAGUCUUUGAAUCCUUAGUACCAAGGUCUUUUUAUUUUCUAAAGUAUGUACUGUAAUUGGGACUUGUGACAGUCAUUUCCCAACAUUUGCCCUCUCAGUAAUGUGUAAAUAGAGAGAUACAAAGCCAGCAAUUGAAUAAAUAAUACAGUAUUUGCAAAAAAACCAACAACACAAUAGAAGUUAAUGCAAGGAUUUUUCUAAUCACAAAAAACAAGUAAGAAAACUUUAUACUACACAGGCGUUCAGAUAAGUGCAGGCAAUUCCAAAAAAGUCCAUUAAACAAACUAAUGUAUGUUUGACUGGUACCCUAUGCACUAUUAAUGCAUGUAAUGAUCAGCCAUAGUGAGAAAAAAUAACAACUCCUUUUUUUGCCUUGGGUUAUGUCACAACUUUACAGAAGACUGUGUAUUUGUUUAUUUAGAAUAUACAGUGUACUUGCUAUUAACUAUAUCACGCAUCGAUCUGGUAAACCCUCACCCAAACACAAUAAUUUAAAGUAAAGAGGAUUUUGCCCUCUGUUCAGGAUGAUUGUGACUCAGGUUCUGAAAUGUUUUGCUAUUUGGCAUCUUUUUCUUGACAAAGAAAAGUGUCACUGAACUAUCCUUUUUUGGGUAAUUUGAUAAGGAGAAAAAAAAAAGCACAAAUACGAAUGAAACUGCCAUUUUCUCGCUUCUACCUUCUCGCAACAGCGCUUCAAAGUGAUAGCAUGACAGAAUUGCACUCAAAUUGAUCAAACUUCCUCUCGAAACUGUCUGACUUUAACUUUACCAACUGCCAAGGGCCUUUUUGGGCGACACGGUUACUCAAACCCAUGAAAAUAUUAUGAUAUUUUUGUACUCUGUGUCUUCAGGUAUUCAUUUGAUUUCCUAACCCGUCUUGUUGGUUUUCUUUUUUUUUAUUAUUAUUUAUUUUGCUCAACACUAACUCUGUUGUGGUGAUAGAGUGGAGGAAAGAAACCCAUCGUUUGUAUAUAAGUACAUAAGUGUGUAUAUACAUAAAUGUAUAUAUAUAUACUGUGUGUACAACCCCAAAAUGAAAAUGAUCAAAUAUUGAGCAUUUUGUGAUUGUCAUACUGGCUGUCAGAAUAUUUAGUGCAAAAAAAAGAUGAGAAAAAAAACUAUUAAACUAAACAGGCCAGUUUCAAGCAUCAGUUUAGUUUUUGAGCAUUAGUGGGGUGGGUGGGGGGGGGCGCUCCGAGUACCUUUCUCCUCAAACAUCCGACCAUGUUAAAGUUCCACACUAGACACCGUAUGUAUGUACGUUCACUCUGCACUCUAGACUUACUGUAUGCCCCACCAUACAGCAGCAAGUGAUGCAAACGGAUUUCACCGAUUCCGCACACGGGCCCCGAUAAGCGGCCCCGUCGACUAAUAAGCACAUACUAGCACUGAAUGUAUUGGAUCCAUUCUUCAGGGAGAGGAUAAUGAGCCAUGGUCAUCAUUUCUCCAUUGGAAUGUAAACGCCCAUUCUCACGUCGCGAGCGGCGAAGAAAGCGAGGGAGGGUGUUUCAACAGUGUGUGCAUGUGCAUGUGUGUGUGUGUGUGUGUGAGUGAGAGAGAGAGCAAGCGAUGGGAAAUGGAUAAAGAGAGCUGGAGAGAGGAAGGGUGUGGGAAGACCAUUUAUUUUCUGUGCUGCUUGCUCGACUAUGGACAAAUGUCAACGUAUAAUAGUUUUGUGGAUAAAAAUAGCUCUCCUGCCCGACUCUUUUGAUAAACUGUCUGCCAUUCCACCUAAGGUCGCAGAGCAAUCAACCGGUUACGACUCACGGACGUUGAUGUAAAUUUUUACACAUUCUUGUUCAGUCAUAGACACAUGACAUACAUACACUGUGCAUGUACAAGAAUACAUGUGGGAGGGAAAAAAGCUACUUUAAGCUACUAUAAUAUUGAGUUCUGUUGUGAUUGAGAAGCUGGAGUCACUGGGAUCAAUUUAACUUAAAAAAUUGUAACGUUUUAUGUGUACAGACUAAUUGAUAUAUGACUAAGAACUGAAUGUAUUGUACUUGGAUUGUUGCUGCACAAAUGCAAUUUUCUUUCUGGAAACCUCAACCCUGAUUAAUCAGGCUUCUGGUUGAUUCCACAUUCAAGCGACCCCCCAAGUCUCUCGCUGGUUUUCUUGUCCUGUUUUCUACUGUGUAGACGGGGCGCAGCGAACACCUGGGUCCGAGAAAGCUCCGGUUACAGAUUAAAUUAUAUCUAUAUGUAUGAAAAGCCAAAACAUCUUGCUGAAGGUGUGUUCAGAAAGAAAGCGAAUUUGAUUGCUGUACAGUUCGACAGCCAAUGGACCAACUGGACUUAAGUAGUUAGCUAGCUAGCAACAGAUGCGUAGGAGUCAUACAAGAAACUCACACUUUUUCCCUACCACCUCUAUACAAUAUACAAUAAAAUUCACUCGCCGCUCUUUUUGAACACACUUUAAGAGGACGCUUUGGCUUUGGUCUUGGGCACAAAGCAAUGUUUUCAAAUGCAUUCAAGGUAGAGCGUUUUAAAGUCACGGAACCAGUUUGUCCAAAGAUGUUUCAAGCUGCUUUGUGUAGUUUCGACGAGGAAAUUUGUACCUGACAUUUCGAAACUGUCCAAAAAAAAGAAAAAAAAAUCUUCCUGGCUUCUGGUUCACUUUGAUUUAAACGAUUACUUGCGGGUCAUGUGUUGAGAUUUAAAAGCACGUUUUUGCAGUUGGUCAUUGUACGAGUCUUUUUGUUUCGGAAAAAUUUACCAAACUCAUUAGUGCAGUUGAAAAGUGAACGAGACGGUAACUGUUACAAACUCUAGCUACUUGUUUAUCAUGCAUGCAACUACAAUUCGUAACUUGGAAGAUUUUUUUAAAAAGAUAUUUUGCAAACUCACUUAUAAGAGCUGCCAACUGCUCAUUUUAGAGAUGACAUUAUGCCAUGUGAGCCUACAUUAAAAAUAAAAAAAAGUAACAAAAAAAAAAAAAUACAAAACAAAACAAACAAAAAAAAAAAGAGUCAUCAAAGACUUCAGGUGUUGUAUGGCCUUGGUCCCAUAAUGGAAUGUGAAAUGUUCUGUGCUGCCACAAAAUGUAUUUAGGCUUAGAUUUAUACUGUAUAUCUCUGUAUGUUUCUCUUCCUUUUUCAAUAGAUUAUCAUGUUAAACCAUCAAAUAAAUUAUAUACAUUGUA
This is a messenger RNA of Dicentrarchus labrax (European seabass), 5519 nucleotides long. Its product is annotated as gamma-aminobutyric acid receptor subunit beta-3-like. The record is from RefSeq and is a predicted model, not a curated record. NCBI's taxonomy places the organism in Eukaryota, Metazoa, Chordata, Actinopteri, Moronidae. Bases 524 to 2167 code for a protein of 547 amino acids. Gene Ontology annotation, cellular component: membrane; neuron projection; synapse. Gene Ontology annotation, biological process: chemical synaptic transmission; nervous system process; monoatomic ion transmembrane transport. Gene Ontology annotation, molecular function: extracellular ligand-gated monoatomic ion channel activity; GABA-A receptor activity; neurotransmitter receptor activity. The transcript is spliced from 11 exons.